UUAUAUAAAUUUAGUUAACGAUAUAUUUCAUGCCGAAAUAUGAAAAAUGGGAUAUUUUUCUAAGCCCAGCGAACAUCAGCAAAGGGAGAAAAACAAUAUUUUUUUGUAAUGAUUGUAUAACUUUCACGUACGGAGGAUAUGUCAGCGGGAGGAGCUGUCGAGCACGGGUGCGAUAGAGAGGGGAAUUCCAUUGUGGAGGGUGACAUCGAUAGGGGUGGUGGUGAAGGUCACGAGGUCGGCCCAAGGGGUGGCAUCAUGGACUCUCAUCAACAACAAUUCUGCCUUAAAUGGAACAGUUUUGGCAGUAAUCUGGCUACGGCUUUCUCUAAUCUGUUCAAAAGCGAGAGUCUUACGGAUGUCACCCUUUUCUGUGAAGGUGUUACAUUUAAAGCACACAGACUCAUCCUAGCAGCAUGUAGCAAACAUUUCCAAGAGUUGUUCGAGGGCAUGCCACCAUCACCAGCGGGUUUGAUCGUCAUCCUUGACGGUACAAGUGCUAACAAUAUGGCAGCACUCCUCGAAUUCAUGUAUCGUGGCGAGGUUCAUGUAUCCCAGGAGUCAUUAAGUUCUUUUCUCAAGGCUGCUGAGUGCCUGCAGGUGAAGGGCUUGUCGAUAGAGCACGAGAAGCUAGCAGUGGCUCAGAGGCACGCGGCUGAGAACAAUAAUUCACUGUCAGAGGCCGGCAGUGGCGGCAAUAGCAACGGUGCGGCCAGCAACAAUAUCAACGGCAACGUCGCCGAAGCGUCCGAAACACCUGAAAAUGGCCUGGCACGGGGCAUGAAAAGAAGAACUCCGACGCCUGCCCCGCCUUCGCCCGCACCCACCUACUCCUUACCCAACGUUUACUCCGCUACGCAUUAUUACGACAGCCCACAGAAAAGGCUAAUGAGGUCGCCAAGCGACGUCGAUAGCCUCGGUAGGGCCUCUGUUCUACGUGACGGUGCAGCUUUCCGUCCGGCUUCAGCGCCUCAUCCACUGCUCCUUGAAAACCCUCUUUACCAGCCUUUCAAUCAUCCCUUGGAGACGCCAACACAUUCACACACGGCGCCACAUACGCCUACGGAGCUGGAACGGGAGCUGGAGCGCGAACGGUCCGAGGAGCCCGAACGUAGCGUCGAUAUCAAAGACGGCGUUGCCGAAGAUCUCCGAAUAAAGCAAGAACCAAUAUCGCUGGGCGAUCGUGAGCGGGUUGACAAACUGGCGGAACGACUCACAGGAGAAAUGUACACAUGCGGCCGUGGAAGUUUUGACUCAGGCAACUACGUCAAUAGUACUGAGCAUAUCCAACAGCAACAUCAGCAACAGCAGCAGCAGCAGCAGCAGCAGCAGCAGCAGCAGCAACAGCAGCAGCAGCAGCAGUCGCACAAUACUAGCAGCGCUCAUAUAGGCUCAGGAUUGGCGAAUGUACCACCUGUCCAUCCGCCUACUCCUGAUCUCAGUCCGGCUCCUACGACUCCUGCAAUGUGGAACUCCAAAAUCAACAAGGCUGGCACUGUUACGACGCCUGAUGGGAAGAAGCUGAAGUGUCCGUUCUGCGAGAGGCUUUAUGGCUAUGAAACGAACCUGCGGGCACAUAUUCGUCAGCGGCAUCAGGGUAUCCGCGUACCGUGUCCUUUCUGUUCGCGCACUUUUACGCGGAACAAUACCGUACGUCGGCACAUUGCCCGGGAACACAAGCCUGAACUGAGCCUAAAAGCCCUUCAACAGGCUAAUCAUUCAGUACCGGAUGCUGUGCAACAGUAGCUGGGAGUCCGCGGGAGGCGCGCUGGCAGCAUAACGAGCAUCGCUUCGAAAGCGUCGCGAGCCAAGUGACCCGCUAUCCAUCCAUCUACAUUCUCAUCUACACAGGCUCAUAUACACAUAUGUACACACAGAUGCAGACUAAUUUGACUUCCUGUAUAUCCUCCCUAGCCUUAAUCUUCCCACAAAUCUAUACAUGGUGUGCGAGCCAACUCUCGCAGCGAGAAUUACAUAAAACUAGUCAAUAAAAGUGCAACGGUCGAGAGUAAAGAUUAAACCAUUUAAUAAAGUAUCGCAGAGAACAUAUGUCCUCUCACCACCACCAUUCUUAUAAAUUCUAACUCCCAAGAAGUCGUGCUGAGAGUUAAAAAGUAGAAGACGGAGUAGAGUGGUUGUUUAUCCAAAGUCAGAGGUCGUAAGGACGUUGCCGAGCGCCACUGAGAAAGAUGUAUAGAACUAGCAUAAAUAUUACAUAAAGCUUGAAAAACAUAGAUCUAUCAUCAAACUGUGUGCAUAUCAAUGAUGAUUAUAAUAUAAGAGUACUAAUUAAUACAAUCUAAAACUUGGAUAACGUACGAGGAGUGAUAAUGCACAUUUGUUUGUGACGUGCGUCGGAGGUACGAAAACGAUCUUUACACCCAUUCUAUUCAAUGAUUACCCUUUUAUAAACAGAAGAUUUAAAAGAGAAUUGAUAAUUUAUCGUUACCGCAAUAAAUACAAAGACUAUAGUUUAUAACGAAGAGGAAAUAGUUUUAAAAAAAUAUAUCGACGUCUACAAGAUUAAAGAAUUAAACUAAACUGAACUGCGAUA
Molecule: messenger RNA, 2551 nt
Organism: Ceratosolen solmsi marchali
Lineage: Eukaryota; Metazoa; Arthropoda; Insecta; Hymenoptera; Agaonidae
Gene: chinmo
Product: Chronologically inappropriate morphogenesis
Exons: 7
Coding region: 139-1743 (534 amino acids)
Biological process (GO): regulation of transcription by RNA polymerase II
Cellular component (GO): nucleus
Molecular function (GO): protein binding
Source: RefSeq, a predicted model, not a curated record